Messenger RNA from Melampsora larici-populina 98AG31, 3404 nucleotides. RefSeq lists its product as uncharacterized. The transcript is spliced from 6 exons. Gene Ontology annotation, molecular function: guanyl-nucleotide exchange factor activity. Lineage: Eukaryota; Fungi; Basidiomycota; Pucciniomycetes; Pucciniales; Melampsoraceae. The record is from RefSeq and is a predicted model, not a curated record. Bases 76 to 3066 code for a protein of 996 amino acids.
AUCCAAACCAUCAUCACCAUCCACUCUUUUCAUCUCACUCAGAGUCAAGCAAUCAAUCAAUCAAUCCUCACCAUCAUGAUUCAAUCUCAUUCUAGACCUAUCAUCAAUCCUGGCUCAUCUAAUCUGCCUCCUAACAUGCUAUUCGACUUACUUGAAUCGGAAAGAGCUUAUGUUGCUGACCUCUUUGUUAUCAUCAAACGCAUCGCUGCGGCUUAUACUCCUCAAAACCUUCCUCCGCCUCACCACGAUCAUCACUUUCGACUCUGUGAAUCUAUCCUUCGUUUCAACAAAGGCUUACUUAACUCUCUUCUUGCUCUAGGUCCAAACCCUGACAAUCGAGACCCUAUUCAAGUCGCUCAUCUACUCGCUGGUUGGGCUCAAGACCUUGAACCAAUCUAUGGUCGUUAUUGUAGUCCGCAUGGAUGGGCCGGUGCCGGUGGAUGGACUAGGGAUCGCACAUCGAUGUCUAAUCCUCAACUUUGUGAAAUCCUUCUCAGCAUUCCUUGGCCAAACUCGCUUGCUCCUCCACCAGCGGACAUCUUUCCCGGCGUACCUUAUCACAUUGAUGAUAUUCGGACGACUGACAAUCGGGGUUUACAUCAUGCAACGCUUACCACCUUCUUCGCUCUACCUUUUGCACGUUUGGUUUACUAUCGUCGCUUCUACGAAAAAGCUUUGAACUCAUACCAGCCUGGUAGUCCGGAGCAUCGGCUCCUCUAUGAUGCAUCUGCCCGACUUUCUAAUCUCUUGGAUGCUGGAUGUCGUCAAUGGAAAGUAAACCCUAUUCCGCCCGAGUUUCAAGUCUCUCCCAUCAAGACACCCCCUACGCAUUUAUCGCCUAGCAAUAGCAGAGGAUCCGCGCCCGACACACGAAAAGCUCAUGUUCGUGUCAGUACAGAAACCACUGAUAGUCUCGGCGAUGGCGUUCCUUCGAGCUUCGUUAGCGCUAGAGAUGACUUGUCUGACGGCUCAAACCCCAGUACCUCCAUGUCUUCUCCCAAUGGAUCAUCAGAAGAACAGGCAGCGCUAGGACGACGUAUGAUUGAGAUCAAGCCAGGUAUAUAUGUUCAGCAAGCAAUCCUCGAUCUAGAACGGACUCUUGACACCAGUCGCUGCCUCGACAUUUUCACAAUGGCUCCUAAGCCAUGUCAACUUCACAUGGCACCUGCCAAUCUAUCUUUCUCCCGCUCCAUCCGGCUUGCUGGCGAUGCCUCUUUCUUUUUUUGUCCCAAGUCUGAUCCAACAGUUCAAAUGACUACGACUUAUGGCCGACUCGUCCUCCUGACUGAUCUUUUAAUCUUUUGCGAAUCUAUGACUGGCUCAAAGGCGCCAGGUGGAGCUGAUAUGUGGCUGAUGUAUCCUCCUCUGGCCGGGAAACAUCUGAGGAUCUCUCAUGCUGAGCAAGACGAGCGUCAGUUUCAAGUCACGAUCAUGCGUAAGGAGACUAUCUUUGUUACGGUCUCUAGUAGAGCUGAGCGAGACCGCUGGAUGCAGGUAUUGAAGGAAGCCAUUGAUCACGGGGGUAGUCGACCCGGCUCAGAGACGUCUAAGAAGGCUAGUCCACCCAAGCUCAAAGCCAACACCCAAAAUCUUCAUCAAAAACACUCUGCUCCACCUAGUCCCGCUCCUUCAAUUUCAGCCCAUCAUUCUAAUUCUCAGCCGGUUCCCAGAGGUGCUCCACGACUGACGCCUGCAAGCAGUCAACGUCAUACACCAAUCGAAGACCUCUCAAGACAGCCAAGUCCCGAUAAUCGGUCUCCUGCUUCUCCGGCAUUUAUCAUCUCACCUUCUCCUACGGUCGGCCCUUCUUCAGACUAUGUCGGACGAGGAUUGUCAGCUUUGCCUGAUGUUCAAUCUAAUGACCGACAGCACUUGCCCGCACGCCAGGUGUCACUUCCAGAGCAGGCUCGACAUGGGCCACGACCGUUUCCAGUGCCUCAAUCACCACCAUCAGCCUCAUCCCUAGAUCAGCGAACAGUGCCUAUGGGAUUGCCCAUGCAUCCUACAAGCAACCGACCACCUCGUCUUGGCUCUACCGAGAAGAUGCAAGGCGGCGAUUUUCCUCAGCGACAGUCGCCGUCUGGCGAGAACAUUCCAAGCUCACCAGUACCGAUGAAUGUCGGUAUGGCCUCUUCGCAUGCUCGAGGUUGGCAGCUCACUGAUGAGCCUAGGCUAGAGCCGCCCGGCUCACCCCGGCAUGACACAGAAAGCGAACGUCGUCCCUCCAACCGGUCACUUCCUGGCCUCUCAACUAAGCCGUCGCCACCAGCCUCAGUUCAUGAAGCACGUUCUGCAUCUCCUAGAGCACUACGGAAGGCCCCAUCGGCACAUUCUCUUGGGCAUCAUUAUCCAUCAGGCGGUGAUCCCCGAUAUCCUUCCAACCAUCCUCCACUUCCAGGACCCCCUCGCCCAAGUGGUCCCCCGAUACGCCUUGAUACAACACGAGAGGGCAUACUCCUCAGCCCUCAUGCGUUCACUGGGAUGGAUAUCAGGAGACCGUCGUCCACAGAACCUUAUUCAAGGGACCGACAGUAUCGAUCACCAUCGUCAAUGACCAACAAUCGCUCACAAUCACCGUCUUCUGCAUCCAUUCUCCCUUCACAACGUAGUUCCCAACUCAGUAAUCCAUCUAGUGCCCAAUGGAGUAGCCCUAAUUUCCCGGCACAAGACGAUGAUUUUGACGAUGACGAUGAUGAUGAAAAAGCGAGAGCUGUGCCGACUCAAUCAGUACUUGCAGCCACUAUGAGAACCAAGGUGUUUUUGAAACAAGCUCACGGCCAAUGGAAAGCAUUAGGAACAGCCAAAUUAAUGGUUUAUGUUCAAACGCCGGGCAAUUCAAAACAAUUGGUUGUAGAGAAGGAAGAAAAGGGAGGAAAGACGAUGAUCUCUACGAUGGUCUUAACAGAUGGAGUUGAAAGGGUUGGAAGGACUGGAGUAGCAGUUGAUUUGAGUGAUAAUGGAAGACGUACUGGUAUUGUUUAUAUGUUACAGCUUAAGAGUGAGAAAUCUGCUAUUGGACUGUUUGAACAAUUAUUAGAAGGAUCUGAUAGAAGACCUGUUAGAUGAAGAAUGGGGAAAGGAAAAGGCAAAGAGAAGACAGAAGAAGUCAUUUUUCGAUAUUAAUCUAUUACAUCACUUAAUGAGAUUUUUUUUUUGUUUUUUUGUUUUUGUUUUUUCAAAAUAAAGCAACUCUUAUAUUUUUUUCUACCUUUUUUUUUUGAAAUUAUUAUCUUCUUUUUUUAUAUAUAUAAUUUAUAUAAACCUUGUGUUGAAAAGGUUUUUUUUUCUUCGUUGAUCAUUUUGGACUUUUUUGAAUUUGAAUUUGAGGGUUUUUUUUUUCUGUUUCAAAGAGAAUAAAAAUUUAAUUUAAUGUGAAGAAAUUGAGAGUUUAUUUUUUUUUUGGU